Molecule: messenger RNA, 1656 nt
Organism: Anopheles maculipalpis
Lineage: Eukaryota; Metazoa; Arthropoda; Insecta; Diptera; Culicidae
Exons: 3
Coding region: 7-1656 (549 amino acids)
Molecular function (GO): protein binding
Source: RefSeq, a predicted model, not a curated record
CCCAGGAUGGAGCUAUCGGACCUUCCAAAUGAAAUUCUGGAGAAAAUCUUCACCUUUCUCCCGGUGGAUGAGCUCGUAACCGUUUCGCUCGUUUGUAGCAGCUGGUGUGAUGUAAUCCGGACCUUCGUCCUACCGAAGCAAGCCAUGCUGCACGUUCGUCCUGUUCAUCCCGUUACCCACCAGCUGAUUGCUAUGGAGACGGUGUUAAAGGAGCAAUCUGUUAAACCGUAUCCGUGGACGAACGUGAAAAUAACUAUUCCGAACGAGGAGCUUCCUCGUAGUUCCGAGUAUGUGCAGUUCUUUCAGUACCAAGGACAUGCACUUAAAUCACUCAGCCUGCAAUGCAUCCAACUAUCGUCGGACAUCCUGGAGGUGUUCCGUACCCUGGGCAACCUCGAAAGUCUCUGCAUCGUUAGUGAAUCGGAAUCCCUGUACGGUACAGUUGCUGCGAACGUGGAAAUGGCACUAACCUCACUGAAAGCCCUAAAGCACCUUCGACUGCAUUUACCCUCGUACACCAUCCUGCGCAGUGUUGCCUUUCUGAGUGGGGCACGGCUCGUUUCUUUGUCGCUCGAACGGUUCGAGAUGGAGCUGCAUCACUUGAAACCGCUGCUGGACGACCAUCACCGUACGUUACGCGAGCUGACCGUCCGUGUGGAGGAAAUGAAGCCUUUACUGACGCUGUUGAACUCCUACGGAGAGCUGAAGCUGUACCGACUUAAUCUGAAAAGUGCCGGCAAUGAGGAUGAUUUUUCCGAUGGAUUGAUACAGCUGUACGAGAGACAACCGCAGCUACGGUCACUUACGAUCGGGUCAGAGUUAUCCUUGCGAGCUGUUGAUGCAUUGCCGAAGAAACUGCACCACCUGCAGGAACUGGAAAUCAUUGCGGAAAGCAUCAACAACUGUAAAGCGCUCAGCGAGCUGCGACAUCUGCGACGACUUACCAUGUGUCUGUACGAUGUGCGUGCAUGGGAUGAAACGGUGCAGAUUGCCGGUGUGACGGAACUAUCGCUGGCGGUAACAUUUCCACUCAUUUCACCGGCCAUAUUUUGCUCCUUUCCCAACCUGCAUCGAUUGUAUCUGGAGGAUGUGGACGAUGAUACACUGAUGCGUGACAUCGUUGUCGUUCGUACACUGAUGGAGUCGAUGCGGGGUGUGCGGGUGCUCGAUCUGGAAAACUUUGUCUUUAAGGAGCGCGAAAUACUGAACGACGGUGUGUUGCGGUUCGAAGAGAUGGAAAACUUGGAAUGUUUGAAGUACAGUUGCCGUGACAUGUCGGAUGCAUCGCUGCUCACUAUGAGUUUACCGAAUCUACGCGAGCUUUAUCUAACGCACUGUCCGAAUGUGACGUUCAAGGGAAUGUCCUUUCUCGUCGGCAACUGUCCACUAAUCGAACGGUUGCAUCUCGAAUCGAACAAACGAGGGCUGGAUGAUGAUGCGCUGGAGCUGGCAACACGCAAACUGACCCAUCUCAGGAGGUUGGUUUUGGUGAAUCUGCGAGCCCUUACGAACGUUUCCGUGGAUACGAUCGUGGCCAAUUGUUUCUAUCUUGUAGAUUUGACCAUUACGCACUGUAUCGGGAUCACUCUGGAGAAGGCCGACGCCAUCGAAAAACUGUCGGUUGUGAAAUCUUUGAAAAAUUUAGUUUAUAGUUAA